CAUUAUGGUCCAGUCACUGCCUUGAAAGUCCACUCACAAUAUGUUUUGGCUGGUUAUGGCUGUAUUUUGAAACUUUUCAAGAUAAAUACCAUCUCGAACCAAACCAGUCUCAUUUUCACCCAGCAAGUUUUCAAGAAAAACAAAAUUCACCAUAUCACUGUAAGUCCAGAAGGAAGUAAGGUAGUAGUAAGUGGUGGUAGAUCUUUUGCAGUUUUGGAUCUCAAGCAAUUGACCUCAAACUCUUCUGUCUCUGUAACUGAAAAAGCUAUCAAUGAAUGGAUCACUACUUCUGAAUUCUUGAACGAAAACCUCCUUUUAAUUUUGAACUCGCACAAUACCAUCUACCAAAUUGAUGUUUCACAACUGUCAACCACUCAGAACUUUGUUUUAGUGGAAAAAGUCGAUUGUAACGAAAAGUCGAUUUUGUACAGUGGCUCCAUUAGAGUGCUAGCCGACCAUCGAGUAUUGGUAGCAGCUGGAACUGUCAUGAGCGGAGUCCUCAUCUGGGAUAUGAAUUCGAGACAGAUUCUCCACAAUUUGACGGAACAUGAAGGCUCCAUUUUUGGUGUAAAGAUCGACAAAACAGGUAGAUACAUUGUAUCUUGUUCUGAUGAUAGGUCUAUAAAGUUGUACAACUUUGAGAAUGGGGCUCUUUUGGCAACUGGAUGGGGUCAUGGUUCGAGAAUAUGGACUCUUGAAUUUUUCCAUGACCAAUCUAAUGGCAUCAAAUUGAUGAGUGGAGGCGAGGAUUGCACCGUCAGAAUCUGGAAGUACUUAGAUGGCCAAGAGAUUUUGACCCAAGAAGAGUUAUGGGAAAAUGCUCAUAGAGGUAAGCAUGUCUGGUCAGGAGACUUGGAUGAUAUUAGCCUACAGAUUUGUGUUACCGGUGGAGCAGAUGGUAGAAUAAGACUUCAUGAUAUACUGGGUAGAAGUACCAGAGAAGAGUACAGAUUAGAUUAUAUCUUUGAAACUUCUGGUUUGAAACUCCAAAAGAACGAAAUUAUCAAACAAUACUUCUUGUUAUCACAAUUGAACUCCUUGAUCAUUUUGACGUCCCACGGUAGUCUCAUUUUGUUUAAUGAAGUCCUGAAAUUAUUCUCUAAAAUACAGCUUGAUGCCGAGGAGACUGCCAGAUUCACAAAUUUCGGUGUAAUGAAGGGAUUUGAUAACAUCAAUACUGUAGUGUUAUGUACCCGUAACGGCAGUUUCUUGAUUCUUGAAUUUUCUUCAACUGAUGUUCAACCAAAUAAAUAUUGGGUUGAAGACGAACACUUGCAAGGCAAUAAGGUUACCAACUUUAUGGCUCAAGCAGACGAGGAAAGUAACAAGUAUUACCUUUUUCUUGACUCUCCUAACCCAAAAAUUCCUUUCAUUUUGAAAGAAUUCACAACUAUAGACAAUAGAUUCACCUACGUUAGCACUAAGCUCUUGAAUCAACCACAGCAGGCUAGUUUUACUACAACUGACAUGGUGAUUGACAUGAAGAACAAAUGGUUGGUUUUGGGCUCAAGAUAUGUUACUGUAGCAGUAUAUGACUUGGAUUCUGACGAAGAAACUUUGGAAUUGCAGUUGAUAGAAAAAAAGCUUUCUGCUGGUGACACUAUUACUUCGGUUUCCAUAAUCGAAAGUAAGAGAAACGAAAUCUCUGUGUUGCUUACUGUUAGGGAUGGAGUGUACAUGUUUGCAAAGAUUUUGAAAGAUGAAGCUGGCGAGUUGUCACUAAAUGUUCAUCACCAUAAUAAGAUCUCCAGAGGUUUCAUUGAAGGAGGUUGUCUUGUUGCCAACGACUUGAUCCUCUACGGAUUUAAGUCUUCCUAUUUCUACGUUUGGAACGAAUCGAAACAAAUAGAAAUUACCAAUGAACUCUGUGGUGGGUCUCAUAGGCAAUGGGAAUUAUUCAAAAAUGAUUCUGAUUUCAAAUUCAUCUACAUUAACAAGUCAAGUUUAUAUAUCAAACAUUACAAAUCAAGAUUCACUGAAGCCAGAGGUUUGUUGAAUGACGGAACUCAUGGAAGAGAAAUUAGGGACGUUAGCAUUUGUACAGAAACUUUGGCUGAUAACUCCAGAUUGAUAAUGUCAGCUUCGGAAGAUACCACAGUUAGAUUGAGCAAGUUACACGCCAACGGAGAAAUCGAGAACUUCUGGAGUUUGAACAAUCAUGUUUCGGGAUUACAAAGAGUCAAAUUCAUGAGCCGAAACUUUGUUGGAAGCUCUGCUGCAAACGAAGAAUUCUAUAUUUGGAAAUUGGAUACCUUCAAUGAUAAUGUGCCAAUUUCUGUGGAAUACGCCAGAUUGAAGCCUUCAAGUGACAAUCCUGACUUGCGUGUCAUGGAUUUUGAUUCUUUCCCAUACAAGAAUGGUUUCAUAAUUGCCACAGUAUAUUCGGAUUCCAACAUCAAAAUUUUGUACUUCGAUAUCCCAACCAAGAAGUUUGACUUGCUUCUUAAUGAUUUCUACACAACUUGUUGCAUCUUGAACGUUCACUUCUUGACAGUCGGCACUAGCACUUACUUGCAAAUUGGAGCUACCGAUGGUCAUCUUACUAUUUGGGAUCCUAACAAGUUUGAAAAAGCUAUUAUCAAACAGCAAUUGCACCAGAACGGUAUCAAGGGCUUGUUGCUUACACCCAAAAAGAACGGCUAUAGGAUAAUUACCGGUGGUGACGACAAUGCACUUGUAUACUCUCAAUUGAGUCAAUCUGAAGAUGGCCAACUAAGCCUAGAAGUCAAAGAUUUUGUAGAGGGUGCAGCUUCAUCUACAAUUACAUCCAUUUCGGCUGCUUCAGGGGAAACUUUCAUUGUGACAUCAGUAGAUCAAAUUAUCAGGAAAUGGAAUUUGGUCAAUGAGAAAUUGACUGUAGAAUCUGCCAGAUACACCACGAUUGCUGAUACUGGAUGCAGUGAUUCCACUGUCGUGAACGGCGAGUCCAUAAUAGUCAUUGGUGGUGCUGGUCUUAGUAGCUGGAAAUGCUAA
Messenger RNA from Scheffersomyces stipitis CBS 6054, 2973 nucleotides. RefSeq lists its product as uncharacterized. Gene Ontology annotation, biological process: tRNA methylation. Gene Ontology annotation, molecular function: protein binding. The transcript is spliced from 2 exons. Lineage: Eukaryota; Fungi; Ascomycota; Pichiomycetes; Serinales; Debaryomycetaceae. Gene Ontology annotation, cellular component: cytoplasm. The annotation marks the transcript as partial. The record is from RefSeq and is a predicted model, not a curated record.